AUGGAACAUGCUGAGGAUAUUGUCGGUGAACAUCGGGAGAAGCAUGAUGAUGAGGAAGCUGUUGCUCGUCUUGAGGAAUUUAAGAAGUCUGUUGAAGCAAAAAUGGUGCUACAUCAGAGUAAUUUGAACCCUGAAAGGCCUGACUCAGGUUUUCUCAGGACAUUGGAUUCUAGCAUUAAGCGCAACACGGCUGUUAUAAAAAAACUAAAGCAGAUAAAUGAGGAGCAGCGAGAAGGUAUGAUGGAUGAGUUGCGUGGUGUCAACAUAAGCAAAUUUGUUAGUGAAGCAGUAACUUCAAUUUGUGAUGCGAAGCUUAAAGCUGCAGACAUACAAGCUGCUGUUCAGUGUGUGGUAUCAACAGGGUAUAAUGCAAGUAUCUUAAAGCUGCACUUUUCUUGA
Messenger RNA from Fraxinus pennsylvanica, 399 nucleotides. The record is from the annotation of a GenBank genome assembly. Lineage: Eukaryota; Viridiplantae; Streptophyta; Magnoliopsida; Lamiales; Oleaceae.